AUGGAUAAGUCAGAGGAUCAGAUAGCGGUUUUAGAUGCGCAGGAUGCAGAGGUGACUCGAGACGAACGAGACGAGGUAAUUGUCUACGCAAAAUCGCUAACGGCAGCGGACACCAAAUACGCCUUCUACAACGACGACGACAAUACCAAUGACGAAAUUGGGAAUCGAACUGGAGGCAUUCUACUCCAGGGAAAUAAACUAGUGGUGCUGAGGGUCCAAGGUAUCAAGGAGGUCUUUGCAACUGGAGAUUUCAAUAUGCAAGAUAACGAGGACUGAUGUUAUGUAGGUUUGGUUAAAGGCUGACACUUUAAUCUUUAACUCUUACAGAGCUGGCUCGUGCCUUUUUAGGAUUAAAAUUCCACGUUUCCUUCAGUUCAUACUAAAAUAUAAAUCAAUACUAUAGUUUCUUUAAUUAAAACCCUUUACUGACUUAUUUCCUCUGUAAUAUCUAUCAUAAUAGAGAACUGUACUGAUUAUGCCUGUUUUCACAACUACAAUAUAGACUGUAUAUAUGACAUGUACAGAUAAUGCUGAUAGGGCAAAUGAAAUCGAGUCUAACUUUAAAAAUUGGUGACGACAUAACAAGUGUAAUUACAUGAUAGCUCACUGUGCUGCUGUGAUGAUUGAAAUUUUCACAAGAUUUGUACAUAGUCAUUAUGUUGGUCUAUGUGAGAUAUACACACACGAUUGAUGGUGUAUAUAUACAUGUGGAUUAUCUGGCUGAGCUGUGCUUUAGUGUCCUGUGUUAAGUUUGUGUAUAUACAUGUUCUGGUGAUCAGGCAGUAGUGGAGUCUUCUCCAAGUAUUGGCGUGUCAGGUAGGACCACGACUGUGAGUUCAGCUGCGGUUGUCUUCUCGUUCACGUCUCCCACUUCUUCCUCUUCUGUCAGUUUCUUUUUCUCCUCUUCUUUCUUUGGCUCCAGUUUGUCAUAGUCGUCGCCCACAGCCACUGAAGACAAAUAAAAUAUAAAAGUCCUUGCUUCAUUAACUGAACCCUUAGGAUAGUAUUACUGUACAAAUGCUUCCUUUAUCACCUACAACAUAGGUGCUAACAAUUGUAUGC
This is a messenger RNA of Geodia barretti, 1062 nucleotides long. The record is from the annotation of a GenBank genome assembly. NCBI's taxonomy places the organism in Eukaryota, Metazoa, Porifera, Demospongiae, Tetractinellida, Geodiidae.